This is a messenger RNA of Pocillopora damicornis (cauliflower coral), 801 nucleotides long. RefSeq names its product BAG family molecular chaperone regulator 1. Gene Ontology annotation, molecular function: protein-folding chaperone binding; adenyl-nucleotide exchange factor activity. Lineage: Eukaryota; Metazoa; Cnidaria; Anthozoa; Scleractinia; Pocilloporidae. Gene Ontology annotation, cellular component: cytoplasm; nucleus; cytosol. Gene Ontology annotation, biological process: protein stabilization. The record is from RefSeq and is a predicted model, not a curated record.
CGGAAAAUGUGGUGAUUAUGCGUAGUUCGCAAAGAAUUUGAACAUGGCAGACGGAGCAGUGCAUGAAGAUUUCUUGAAGUUCACACUAGUCCAUGGGUCAAAUAAAUACCCGGUUGAAUUACAGACGGAUAGCAGCAAUGACGGACCCACAGUUGAAGAUUUAGCAAACCUUGCAGCUCGACUCACCGAUGUACCUAGAGGAUCACAGAGGCUCAUUUUUAAAGGGCAGUCAUUGACAGAUCUCAGUCAAUCACUAAAAUCUCUGAGAGUGAAGAAUGGAAGUAAAGUUAUGUUAAUUGGCAAAAAGUUUAAUCCUUUAGAAGAAGAGAAUAUGAAAGCUGUAUUAGCUGCUGAAAAGAAGGCUGAUGAUAUAGAGAAAAGACUUACUGAGAAUGUGGAAGAACUCCAAGGAGUAGAAAAGGGAUUUCUUCAAACUGAAUUAGUCAACCAGACCCUGGAUAAGCUAACAAGGAAAAUACAGGGAAUAACUGAGGACUUCAUGAAAACUCUUGAGAGUUUGGACUCCUUGCUCAUAGAUUCCAGCCUGCAACAAGCCAAGGCAAAAAAGAAAUCUCUUGUUCAACGAAUUCAGGUAAGUCUGAAAACAACUUCAGUAUAACAUAACAUUUGAUACAAUUUUUUCCACUUUUGAGGUCACAAAUUUGAGUUAUUGCUUGCAAUGCAAUAUGUAAUAUUGUAUAAUGCAAUUUAUCAUACACUGAAUUUACUAUGAACAAUUUGAUUGGUUAGGAUCAUUCAAUUAAUAUUCAGUAGUAUGUGAAGCAGACAGGUAUUGCAUUU